AAAAUCGCAAAUAUGAUGGGCGUGUUAGGUGCAUUCGGUGUUAGCGCUUUAUUGCAUGAAUAUCUAAUCAUUGGUCAACUUGAUAUUUGGACAGGUGAACACCUCUUUUUCUUUAUGAUUCACGGUGUUAUUUUCAUCUUGUGGGAGGCUAUUUUCGGUCGUGAAAAUCAAAAUGAGAUUUCUAAAAUCAAAAGGAUUUUAAAAUGGUUCUUAUUGUUGAUUAUUUAUUUGUCUGUUUUACCAGCAUUCAUUGAACCUUCUGGAAGACGACCUGAUAUAUGUGAAAUUCCUUCAUUUUUUGCUAAAUAUUAUAAACUAAAUUAA
This is a messenger RNA of Funneliformis mosseae, 324 nucleotides long. The record is from the annotation of a GenBank genome assembly. Lineage: Eukaryota; Fungi; Glomeromycota; Glomeromycetes; Glomerales; Glomeraceae.